AUGGAGAACGAUCCCUCAGUUGGUAGUUUUAUUCCAGCGAUGUAUGACAUUUUGAAAUGCUUAGAAAAAGAGCCCCAUGAUUUAACAGUAAAGAUAAACGAAUUGAAAUCCCAACUACAGAAAACUCGCGAGAUGGUUGAGCAGCUACAAGGGGUCGAUCUUUCAAAAGAUCUCCAACUUAGACAAAUGGAAAUCCUGAGACAGCAACUCAAUGCCAAAACUGACCUCUUGCGAAAAUAUAAGAAUAGCUGUUAUUUUGAUGUUCCGAAAUGA
Messenger RNA from Helobdella robusta, 273 nucleotides. RefSeq lists its product as hypothetical. Gene Ontology annotation, cellular component: mediator complex. The coding region runs from base 1 to 273 and encodes 90 amino acids. The transcript has 2 exons. Lineage: Eukaryota; Metazoa; Annelida; Clitellata; Rhynchobdellida; Glossiphoniidae. The record is from RefSeq and is a predicted model, not a curated record. Gene Ontology annotation, molecular function: transcription coregulator activity. Gene Ontology annotation, biological process: regulation of transcription by RNA polymerase II.